Camelina sativa (false flax) is the source of this 556-nucleotide messenger RNA. RefSeq lists its product as uncharacterized. Gene Ontology annotation, cellular component: endoplasmic reticulum. Gene Ontology annotation, biological process: endoplasmic reticulum unfolded protein response. The record is from RefSeq and is a predicted model, not a curated record. NCBI's taxonomy places the organism in Eukaryota, Viridiplantae, Streptophyta, Magnoliopsida, Brassicales, Brassicaceae.
AGGUCAUCGUGACCAUACAUACUAUUUUGAAUACAGCAAGACAUAAUAAUUCUAGUCAAACAAAGAGAAAACCAAAAAAAAAAAGGAAAACGCCAAGACAAGAAGUUUAUCUUCGGCUCGCGAUCGUCACUUCGUUCGUUUCAAGCAUUUCGUCUUCGGUUUAAUUAUGACAACUUCAAAGAGACUCGCAGACAGGAAGAUUGAGAAAUUCGACAAGAACAUAUUGAAAAGAGGAUUCGUUCCUGAGACCACCACCAAGAAGGGCAAAGACUACCCUGUUGGCCCCAUCCUUCUCGGCUUCUUCGUCUUCGUUGUCAUUGGUUCUUCUCUCUUUCAGAUCAUCAGGACUGCAACUAGUGGAGGCAUGGCUUAAAACCAAAUAGAAUUCAAGGCGGGAGGAAGCAAUUCUCAAAUUUGAAUAUCUCUUCUUCUCUUCUGACUUGUCUCUUUUUUCUUUCCCCUUAUACUGUAGAAUGUGUUAACUUUCUGUUUAUUACUACAUGUUAUGAAGAAUUUUGAGUCUUUUCUAAAAAUAUCCAACCUUUACGUUUAUAUU